Molecule: messenger RNA, 2362 nt
Organism: Lepisosteus oculatus (spotted gar)
Lineage: Eukaryota; Metazoa; Chordata; Actinopteri; Semionotiformes; Lepisosteidae
Gene: usp14
Product: ubiquitin specific peptidase 14 (tRNA-guanine transglycosylase)
Biological process (GO): protein deubiquitination; proteasome-mediated ubiquitin-dependent protein catabolic process; regulation of proteasomal protein catabolic process
Molecular function (GO): proteasome binding; cysteine-type deubiquitinase activity; protein binding
Source: RefSeq, a predicted model, not a curated record
CUCCCCGCUCCCCGCCCCUCAGGCCUGAUAGUCGCUGCCAGAGCGGCUCGGAAGUCGGCGUGUAGUUGCAGCGUCAUCGUGAGGAGCCGUUUGAAUGAAGUGAGACGAGACGAGGCGAGAGGAGAGAGGAGCGAUCCGCAGGACCGAAACGAGUGCUCCAGUCCCCCCCGGAACCCGGUGAAUCGCAGCGUCAGGCCCGGAAAAUGCCCGUGUUUACAGUGAACGUGAAGUGGGGAAAGGAGAAGUUCGAUGCUGUGGAGCUGAACACGGAGGAGCCGCCCGUGGUGUUCAAGGCCCAGCUCUUUGCGCUGACGGGAGUCCAGCCCGAGAGGCAGAAGGUCAUGGUGAAAGGGGGCACACUCAAGGACGAUGAAUGGGGUAACAUCAAGUUAAAAAAUGGAAUGACCCUGCUGAUGAUGGGCUCGGCGGAGGCUCUGCCCGAGGAGCCGGCGGUCCGGCCAGUGUUCAUGGAGGACAUGACCGAAGAGCAGCUGGCUUCGGCGAUGGAGCUGCCUUGCGGACUGACGAACCUGGGCAACACGUGCUACAUGAAUGCUACUGUCCAGUGUCUGCGCUCGGUGCCCGAGCUCAGAGAAUCCCUGAGGGGGUAUUCAGGUGCCUUGAGAGCCUCCGGCGCCAACGCGUCGUCUCAGUACAUCACAGCAGCCCUACGUGACUUAUACGAGUCCAUGGAUAAGACGUCCUCAAGUAUACCUCCUAUCAUCCUCCUGCAGUUUCUGCACAUGGCCUUCCCCCAGUUCGCAGAGAAAGGAGACCAGGGCCAGUACCUGCAACAGGAUGCCAAUGAGUGCUGGGUUCAGAUGAUGAGAGUCUUGCAGCAGAAGUUAGAACCGCUGGAAGCUGAGGCAUCUGUGGAGACGGACACAGGGAUGGCUGUGGAAAGCGCAGCUGCUGGCGCCCAGGCUAAGAAGAACUUAAUCGACCAGUUUUUUGGUGUAGAAUUUGAGACCACUAUGAAGUGCACGGAAGCUGAGGACGAGGAGCCGACGAAAGGCAAGGAGAACCAGCUCCAGCUCAGCUGCUUCAUUAACCAGGAGGUGAAGUACCUCUUCACAGGGCUGCGCUUGCGUCUUCACGAAGAAAUCACGAAGCUGUCUCCAUCGUUGCAAAGAAACGCCUUGUACAUAAAAUCUUCCAAAAUCAGCCGCCUGCCUGCGUACCUGACAGUUCAGAUGGUUCGGUUCUUCUACAAAGAAAAGGAGUCAGUGAAUGCCAAAGUCCUAAAGGAUGUGAAAUUCCCUUUAAUGCUUGAUGUUUUUGAGCUGUGCACCUCUGAGCUGCAGGAGAAAAUGGUGGCCAUCAGGUCAAAGUUCAAGGAGGUAGAAGACAAAAAACUUAACCAGCAGCAAAAGGUGGACAAGACACCUGUGCCAAAGCAAGCGAAAUAUGAGCCCUUCUCAUUUCCUGAUGAUUUUGGCUCCAACAACAGUGGUUACUAUGACCUUCAGGCUGUGUUGACACAUCAGGGACGAUCAAGCUCAUCUGGACACUAUUUAGCCUGGGUCAAAAGAAAAGAAGGCGAGUGGGUCAAGUUCGACGACGACAAAGUGAGUGUCGUGGCGCCAGAGGACAUCCUGAAGCUGUCCGGCGGCGGGGACUGGCACAUAGCCUACGUCCUGUUAUACGGGCCCCGCAGGCUAGAGAUACUGGAGGGCGAGCAGCAGUAAUCACAAGUGACAAAGAUGCCAUUUUCAAGCACUGUCUGCAUAGAUGUGCAAUAAAUAUUUGUGUCUUUAAAACUUAUGAUGACCUUAAAAUCUUUUUGUAAUGAAUGCUGGUUGCGUCCUGCAACAUCCUCGUGCGUCUUUACUGGCUACGUCAGGGUAGCGUGGUGGCAGGUUCUGUGAAAACUGAUACCCAAAGAAAGUGCCCAGGCUUCCAGUUAUUUUCUUUGCUGGACUGGCGAGUUCACAUGUUUAGCUACCUUGUACAUUUUUCUCUAUUUUUUUUUUUUUAAGAGCCUUUGAUCGGUUUGUCAGCAAGAAGGUGUUCGCUCGUGACGCGAGCAGAGAGCUUUCAGUCUGUCCUUGGAUAAGGGGUGUCUGCUUGCAAUGGAUGAGAAACUGCUUCCUGUUAACCAGUUACCACCCCUCUGGGGUGACAGCAGAAGGCUGAGCAGUGGAGAAACUGUACAGCCACGAUCAUUCCUUGCCCAUGGUGCAGGUUGCUAAAAAAAUCAGUCUUACCUUGUUUCUUGUGUAGUCCUACGUCCUGCGAGUUAAGUACUAAGCAAGGGGUCUCGAGGAUACUGAAGUGUUUGCAAAGAAACCUUGCACGACCUCUGAGCUGUUUCAAUACAAGAUUCUGUAAACAUGGUUUUUAAUACAAAAAAUAUUUAUUG